CUGGUGUCGAUGCUGCUGCAGCUUCACCGAUUCCAAGCUCUUUGUUCGGCGCAACCGUCUACGCCCGUAACGAACGAGACACAGUCGGUCGGUCGGUCGGUCGAUGUGUGUGCGUGUUUUUGUCGCAGAUGGUGCUGUGGGUAUGGCGACCACAUGGUCUCCGGUUUCCGGGAUGGGAUGCUGCUGUAUGCCCCCAAAUCUCACCACCGACGACCGGUAACUUCGGAGUGCAUUGCUACUGUCUUAUGUGUUAGCAGCAUUAGACGCCAGAGAACAUGGGUAGUGACAACAAAAGCAAUCCACAUGCCGGCCGGCAAAACAUAAAGCGAGGGAUCGCGACGAACAGGCGCAGACCAUCCAAGUGCCAGACGACAGACAACGGGCGGCAAGCCAACCGCAGCAGACAGAAAAUCACACACCAACACACAGCGUCUAUAGGACUGGCGCAUUCGGUACGAAUUUGGUGAAUAGUUCCACCAUUGCAAUUUGGCUGGUAAACGUCCCUGCGAAUGUUGAGGACUCGUACUAGCAUUGUAAAGAAAUUCUUAUCGAAUUUUAAAACUUUUCUCAAAAUUUGGUGCAAUUAUAAUGAAAAUAUUUCCCUCGAAAUAACCAAAGCUAUGACACUGGAAUAAACUGUCUACAUACACAUACUUGAUGGAAGCAAGAAAUACUGCAUUUUGACAAUCCGAUGAUAAGAUAAAUCGUGUGUUUUGACAAUACAGCUUCACCAGCACAUCAUAAUGGAAUUGCAAAAGAGAUUAAACUUCGAAUGGCUUCCGCAAACAGAAUUCCUUUUGCCAGACCGGGGUGUUUUUUUUUAAAUCCAUUUUGACGCAAUGAAAACAUUCCACGCCGUCCCAUGCCAAACGUCGACUCUUGACCCUGGGAAAGCUCAUCGAUCUUCCCAGUUCUUCUUUUCCCCGUUUAAAGAUAAU
Anopheles stephensi (Asian malaria mosquito) is the source of this 938-nucleotide messenger RNA. RefSeq lists its product as uncharacterized. NCBI's taxonomy places the organism in Eukaryota, Metazoa, Arthropoda, Insecta, Diptera, Culicidae. Bases 10 to 324 code for a protein of 104 amino acids. The transcript is spliced from 3 exons. The record is from RefSeq and is a predicted model, not a curated record.